Messenger RNA from Salmo salar (Atlantic salmon), 4619 nucleotides. RefSeq names its product epidermal growth factor receptor substrate 15-like 1. Gene Ontology annotation, biological process: endosomal transport; endocytosis. NCBI's taxonomy places the organism in Eukaryota, Metazoa, Chordata, Actinopteri, Salmoniformes, Salmonidae. Gene Ontology annotation, molecular function: cadherin binding; calcium ion binding. The record is from RefSeq and is a predicted model, not a curated record. Gene Ontology annotation, cellular component: cytoplasm; clathrin coat of coated pit; plasma membrane.
UUUCCCUCCCCGUGCAUCCAUGCUCCUCCACACCACUGAUGUCAACAUUGUCGAGCUGUCAGUGGUGAGGCGCGUCGUAGCUUCAAGGGUGUGCGCGCUCUCGACACAGCAGGAAAUAUGGCGGCGCUCAUGACUCUCACCCAGUUAUCGAGUGGAAACCCAGUUUACGAAGUCUACUACAGACAGGUGGAUCUGGGAGACACUGGGACAGUAGGAGCUGCAGAUGCUGCUCAGUUCCUGAAGAAAUCAGGCCUUUCAGACAGUACCUUAGGAAAAAUCUGGGAUUUGGCUGAUCCAGAAAGGAAGGGCUUCUUGGACAAACGGGGUUUCUUUGUAGCGUUGAGGUUGGUGGCCUCAGCUCAGGGUGGCAACGACAUCAGUCUCAACAACCUCAACCAGACUCUAGCAGCACCCAAGUUUAGAGACACAAAUACUCCGUUGCUCAGCACAUCGCUGAGUACAUCUUCAUCUGAUUCCCAUUGGGCUGUAAGGUCUGAUGAGAAAAGGAAGUUUGAUGACAUCUUUGAAAGUCUUCUACCAGUCAACGGUCUUUUGUCUGGAGACCAAGUCAAACCUGUCCUGAUCAACUCCAAACUACCCCUGGAUGUGUUAGGAAGGAUUUGGGACCUCGGUGACGUGGAUAAAGAUGGACACUUGGACAGAGAGGAGUUUUCAGUGGCCAUGCACCUGGUGUACAGGGCUAUGGAGAAGGAGCCUGUCCCCUCCGUCCUGCCCUCCUCCCUCAUCCCUCCAUCCAAGAGGAAGAAGUCUGCGGGGGCUCUGCCUGGCGCCGUCUCCGUCCUGCCUCCCUUGUCUGCCCUCUCAGGCCUGUCUGGUCUGUCUCGGACAGCCAGCUCUCCUCCCCUGCCCGGCGCUGUAGCGGCUCUGCCUGGCCUGUCUGGUCUGUCUCGGACAGCAAACUCUCCUCCUCUCAAAGACACCCUACACUCCACCCCAUCUCACGGAAGCAUCACCUCCAUCAACAGCACUGGCAGUCUCUCUCCUAAACACUCGUUCAAAGCCCCCUCACAGUCACCUGCAGUAGUGAACUGGGUGGUCCCGGUGGCAGACAGAGGACGUUAUAAUGACAUCUUCCUGAAGACAGACACAGACAUGGACGGUCUUGUCACCGGAGGGGAAGUCAUGGAGAUCUUCAUGCUAUCCAGCCUUUCUAAGACCAUGCUGGCACAGAUCUGGGGUCUGGCUGACACCAAGCAGACAGGAAAGCUGUCUAGAGAGCAGUUCUCUUUGGCCAUGUGGCUGAUCCAGCAGAAAGUCACCAAGGGAUUGGACCCUCCCCAGACCCUCACAACUGAAAUGAUACCCCCCUCUGAGAGGACCACCACCUCUGUUCCUGACAGCAGCAGUUCUACAGAGUCAGCUGACCUGACAGGCAUCAAAGAGCUGGAUGACAUCAGUCAGGAAAUCGCCCAGCUGCAGAGAGAGAAGUACACUCUGGAGCAGGACAUCAGGGACAAAGAGGAAGCCAUCAGACAGAAGAACAAGGAAAUUCAGGAUAUGCAGGGGGACCUGGACCAGGAGAGUGGUGGUCUGCAGGACCUGGAGGCCCAGAAGCAGGAUGCUCAGCAGCAGCUGGAGGAGAUGGACCAGCAGAGGAACAAGCUGGAGGGAAUGCUAAAAGACGUCCAUCUGAAGUGUCAGGAUCAGUCCACGCUGAUCUCAUCCUUACAGACCCAGAUCCACAGUCAGGAGUCUGACCUGCAGAGUCAGGAGGAUGAGCUGAGCCGUACCAAGUCUGACCUGAACAAACUGCAGUUGGAGGAGAAGCAGCUAGAGCAGAACCUACUGGCCGGACGCAUGCAGCUAGACUCCAUCAUCAAGUCACUCAAGGCCACCCAGGAUGAGAUCAACCAGGCUCGUAGUAAGCUUUCUCAGAUCCAGGACAGUCAACAGGAGGUGACUAAGACUAUAGAGCAAUACAACAACGCUCUGAAUGGAACCCACAGCCAGACUCAUGCUGGUAGCAUGACCAACCUGGCAGACAUGAGCGAAGUAGAAUUCUCAGAGAGGGAGAACGGGGAAUUUGGAGCCAGGGAGGACAAUUUCAAAUCGAGGAUAGCCAUGUUCAGCAGCAACAAAUCAACACCAAAACCCCUUCCUGCAGCAGACCCCUUCCAAACAGAGGACCCCUUCAAAUCAGACCUCUUCAAAGAUCCAUUUGGAGCAGAUGAUCCCUUCAAAGAGAGUGAUCCAUUCAAGGGUGCUUCCUCAGACUUCUUCAAGAAAACGACCGAUCUGUUUGCCUCAGCAGAUCCCUUCAGUAGAAAACCUACUCCCCCCAUCAAGCCUGGUGGAAGUCUGUCUGGUAGCAGGAAUCUGUUAACCUCCCACAGCCCCCAGGCCCAGCCCCAGCCCCAAGCCUACAGAUGGCUUCGGAACAGUGGACCCUUUCGGUGGCAACGCUUUUGGAGGAAAGAGUGGAUUCGCAGACUUCAGUCAAAUGUCCAAAAAGAAACCAAUCAACCCCGUGCUACCACCUAAAAACACACCCAACAGGCCUGCACCUCCUUAUGGACUGGAAAGUGUCAAGUCAGGAAGUGAGUCAGAGCAGCUGGCGUGGGCAAAGAGGGAGACUCCGCCCACAGGAACAGGAGAGACUGAGGAGACUCCACCCACAGGAACAGAAGGACCCAGACCUGGCCAUCGCCCUCAGCAAGGAUGAAAACCCUAUUAAAAACCCUAUUAGACUCACUUCAAUAACCACAGUCCUGUUAGACACUCACAACAACACUCACCUCCUGGCCACAGUCCUGUUACAAGCUGAGUAAAACAAUGCAACUAACUGAUAUCAUACAGUACAGCACAACAUACAGCUUCACCAGGAGCAGUAGUUCCUCAACAGCCUAAAUACUACCGUCUGACUAGAGCCUGAGGACAGUGUGUCUUCAGACUUGACUACAAUGCUUGUACACCCCCCAAUAUAAACCAGAGUACACCCUAACAACAACUACAACUUCACCCUGACAACAGCCUCCCGCUGCAGCUCUGUGACGUUCUGACAACAGCCCCUCUAGACUGUGGCCCAAUCAUCUCCUAACCCCUGUGCCCAAAUUGGCCCCUAAACCCUGCGCCCUAUGCUAAUCUGAGAGGAUUUGACAGGUGUAAGUAAUCUGGCUAUAGCUCCAGCGUGCUCUCUGAUAGGCUAGGUGGAAGUUUCACUAUAUUGCUUAUACCAAUCAAAUCCUCUCCGAUCUCUACAAGUGCAUAUGGUGUAGGGUUUAGGGGUCGAUUUGGGAUUGGGCCUAGGAUUUGAGGAUGGGAUAGCAGCCCCUCUACCGAUCCAGUUCCACUGAAGCCAGACUUUAUCAACACUAACCUACCAAAGCCUCUCUUUAACCUCUUUGUCAUCGUCAGCCUCAAUGGUUAAUUCUAGUUAGCUGCAUCACAACUAAAAUCAGCUACAGCUCAGCUCCUUUUUUUUAGCCCGACCUGACUGACUGACAGCCUAAAUCAAGAGUGACUUAACUCUGACUUGGCUAAGGUCAAGGGUCGUUCUGACUCUAGUAGACCUCGUAGUUCUUCUAUGGGGAGACUCUGGGUGCUUAACUUUAUUUUGCUUCAUCAUUUGUUGUGAGGAAAUAGCCAAGAUUUUAACAUUUUUAUUUAAUUUGUAUUAUUUAUAUAGGGAAAAAUCAUGCACUUGUGGUUUAUGAAGUAUCUGUACAUGCACUGUUAUAACUGUAUAAUAUACCCUUAAAUAACUGCUUAAAAACAUUCAUGCUAAAAGUCUAAAGUUAUAGCAUACUCUUUCUCUGUCAGUGAGUGUGCUUGUGUUCCUAAUUUCUGGUGAAAAUCUCCUUUUGGUAAGGAAAUGUUUAGAUUAUGGAAAUACAGAUAUUCUUUGUUAUUUUCUUGUCUCGGGGUUCUCUACUUUUUAUUGCCUUCCACCCCAACAGAAGAAUGACAAGUUCAAAAACUCUCCUGCCUUAAAGGAUAUGGGGGGGUUGACCUUUCACCUCUCACUGUCAACAUUUAGAUUGUAUUUUUGUUGUAAUCUCUUAAUGCUAAACUCUAUAAUGAAUUCAGUGGGUUGACUUUGAAGUGUUUCAUCUGUUAUUGAUUUAUUCAACUAGGGCAUUAGAAUUACUACCUUUCUUUUAUAUUUAAUUCAUUUUCAGAAGACAAUUUCUUGUUACACUCAUAAGCACCACAGUCAAUAAUAACUCAGUUUGGUCCUGGCCACUACCUGCCGCAAGGAUGUGCUGUCCUAAUGGCUUGUAUUUCACUGAUGAUAGGGCUUGUUUGGCACGUACAAUGUGUGUUUAUGACCUCCUUUGGUUGUCUCAAUUUCCACCCUAUUUCCUAUGGGGGCCCCUUGUUAAAAGUAGUGCACUAUAUAGGGAAUAGGGUGGCAUUUGGGCUACAGACACAGUGUCUGUGUGUAUAUUCAAGGAACUCUGUGCUGCAGCUCAUUCUCCAGUGUUGUAUUGGUCACACUGAGAUGCAUUAAGAAGUGAUGUCUGUCUUACUUAUCCACAACCAAAAUGGCUCAUUUCAUGUGUAACGGUAUAUAUGAUUAUAAAUAUUCCUUCAAGGUUGAAAUAAUUGUAAUCCUGUGUAUAUCUUUGAAUAUAAAUAAAACGUCAUGUAACAUUCCA